AUGCAACGCGAAAGCACCUGGCUCACCUCCGCCUGGCUCACCUCCGCCUCGCUCACCUCCGCCUGGCUCACCUCCGCCUCGCUCACCUCCGCCUCGCUCACCUCCGCCUCGCUCACCUCCGCCUCUCUCACCUCCGCCUCCCUCACCUCCGCCUCUCUCACCUCCGCCUCUCUCACCUCCGCGCCUCUCACCUCCGCCUCUCUCACCUCCGCCUCUCUCACCUCCGCCUCUCUCACCUCCGCCUCUCUCACCUACGCCUCUCUCCCCUCCGCUUCUCUCGCCUCCGCCUCUCUCGCCUCCGCCUCUCUCACCUCCGCCUCUCUCACCUCCGCCUCUCUCACCUCCGCCCGCGCACGCUUCUCCACGUCGUCCACGCGCAGGUCUCCUCGUCGCCCGCGCGCGCUUUAUCUCGUCGCCCGCGCGCGCUUUUCCUCGUCGCCCACGCGCGCUUCUUCUCGUCGCCCCCGCCUCUUCAAUUCGCACGCGCUUCUCCUUGUUGCCCUCUCUGCACUCCUUCCUUCCUUCCCUCCCUCCUUCCUUCCCACGGACAGAGAGGCAGAUGGGAAGGACACAGGGGGAGAGACAGAGGGGGAAGGACUGUGGCGCGGAGAGAACCAAGGGGAAGGACAGAGGGGGAGGAACAGAAGGGGAGGGGCAGAGAGGGAGAGACAGAGGGGGAGAGCAUAUUCUUCCCUCACUCCUUCUCCCCGUCGCCCUCCCUUACCCCAAUUUUUUUACACCUCUCUUUAUUUUGCCCAACCUCCCUUUCUCGCACCACCUCUGUUUACCCCCAAAUCUACUCUCCUUUGCCUCACCUGCUUCCCCUCUCCGUCCUCCAUGCUUCCCCCCUCCCUCCUCCCUGCUUCCCCCCUCCCUCUUGCCCUGCUUCCCCCCACCCUCCGCCCUUCGCUUUCCCCAAAUGCCCCUCCUCUCCCUGGAUCUCAUCAUCUCUCCUGUCCCUCCCACGUACCUCUCCUAUCCCCCCCCCAUGUGACUCUCAUCUCCCGCGCUGUACCCCCCUCUCCCCCCAUCUUCCCCCUCUCCCGUCAUCACCCCCAUCUCCUCUCUCAUAUCCCCCCAUCUCCCCCCUCUCCCCUCAUCUUCCCCCUCUCCCCUAAUCUUCCCCCUAAGCCCUCAUCUUGCCCCUCUCCCCUCAUCUUGCCCCUCUCCCCUCAUCUUCCCCCUCUCUCGUCUGUCCCCACCCCACCCUUGCCCGUUCCCCCCUUCGCCCCACUCUCAGGGAAUGGCAGGCAUGAGCCGCGCAUGCCGUGUCUGCCCCCUGUCCGUGUCGCAGACGCGGCACCCAUGACACAAUUGCCACGACACCUCUGCUUUUGGCAGCAAAGCAAGCCACGCCGUGGCUGGUUCGUCUUGCAUCUCUCCCUGCACGCGCAGUGGGGCUGCCCCACCCACUUCCGCCACCACCGCUGCAGCAGGCGGUGCGACAUCUACCGCCGCCAUGCCUCAUCAUGCUUCACAUGCUAA
This is a messenger RNA of Closterium sp. NIES-65, 1485 nucleotides long. Lineage: Eukaryota; Viridiplantae; Streptophyta; Zygnematophyceae; Desmidiales; Closteriaceae. The record is from the annotation of a GenBank genome assembly.